AUGUCUGAAAAUGAAGCAUUUGACAGGAAAAAUGUGAAUGGCACACUUUGGCAGGGUUCCAGGGGGCCAGAGAAUGAUUCGUACAUCAGAAAGCACUGUCAGCUUGAAGAAUUCACGGAAGAUAAUAUUACUGGAGAUGAGAUACAUUUGGUGCGAGGAAAAAAGAUAGAAGAAACCACAUGCCAGGUGAUAAAUUAUGAGCAGUGGAUUCCACCACGAGUUCAAAAUCCAAGUGUGGCUGGUAGUGGUGAAAUGGGUACAGAACCAGAUGAUAAGGCAGAGUCCACGGGAACAUUAAAACGAUUGCAGAAACUGGUUCGAACCAAAAAAACCAGUACACAUAGUCUGGAGGAUGUCAAACAUGUUUUGAUCCCCCUCAGUAAGUAA
Struthio camelus australis is the source of this 387-nucleotide messenger RNA. RefSeq lists its product as uncharacterized. Lineage: Eukaryota; Metazoa; Chordata; Aves; Struthioniformes; Struthionidae. The record is from RefSeq and is a predicted model, not a curated record.